This is a messenger RNA of Diachasma alloeum, 1625 nucleotides long. RefSeq names its product tetratricopeptide repeat protein 8 (gene BBS8). Gene Ontology annotation, cellular component: non-motile cilium; ciliary basal body; BBSome. Gene Ontology annotation, biological process: non-motile cilium assembly. Lineage: Eukaryota; Metazoa; Arthropoda; Insecta; Hymenoptera; Braconidae. Bases 53 to 1543 code for a protein of 496 amino acids. Gene Ontology annotation, molecular function: protein binding. The record is from RefSeq and is a predicted model, not a curated record. The transcript has 9 exons.
GACGCACCUGGGAAACAUCAGUUAAUAUCCGACAGAAGCCUCAUGUACACAAAUGGAGUUGUUCCAGGCAAUAAGUUUAUUCAGACGACGAAAAUACGAGGAAUGUGGGAAAAUUUGCACGAAUCUUCUUCGAAGGAGUCCUCUAGACCAGAGCGUGUGGGUGCUGAAAAUGCGAGCCUUAACUCUACAAUUGUACGUGGAUGACAUAGAGAGCGAGGAGGAGGGCAUUGCCGAGAGUUUACUCGACAAUUACAUGAUUGCUUCAAUGCCGCGGCCUGGAACUUCGUUGAAGAAUCCGGGAACUGCCAUGGUCGGUCAGGGGUUCCGUCCCAAGACCCAAUCUGGAAGACCAGUAACUGGUACAGUGCGUCCAAUGACCCAAUCAGCUACUGCCCAGACAAUGGAGCAGGCACUGAGGACUCCGAGAACUGCAAUGUCCGCUAGACCUAUUACCACAGCUUCUGGAAGAGCUGUUAGAUUGGGAACUGCUUCAAUGGUGUCAGAGCCGGACAGCCCUUUCAUCCAACUCUCGAGAUUGAACAUCAGUAAAUACGCCAGUAAACCGGAAAUAGCAAAACCAUUGUUCGAGUAUAUUUAUUACCACGAGCAUGAUGCUAGAAGUGCCUUAGAUCUCGCAGUUCAAGCCACUCAGGCCUGUCAUUUCAAUGACUGGUGGUGGAAGGUUCAACUGGGAAAGUGUUAUUACACUUUAGGACUUGUCAGAGAUGCUGAACAACAGUUCAAGUCAGCGUUGAAGGAAUGUAAAACCGUCGAAACGAUGUUGAGGCUCAUUAGAGUAUACGUGAGGCUGGAUCAGCCCCUAGCAGCUCUCGAUCUGUGCAAACGGGGGCUCGAACACUAUCCGAGUGAUGUAACAAUCUUAACGGAAAUGGCUAGAGUCUUCGAGGGUCUCAACAGCAUGGUGAUGUCCGUGAAAUAUUAUAAAAUGGUGGCUCAAGAAGAUGCUGCGAAUACCGAGGCAAUUGCUAGUAUUGGAAUGCAUCAUUUUUAUAACGAUCAGCCUGAACUGGCCCUCAGAUAUUACAGGAGACUGCUACAAAUGGGGGUUUACAACGCAGAACUACUGAACAAUCUUGGACUUUGCUGUUUUUACUCCCAGCAAUACGAUCACACGAUUUCUUGUUUUGAAAGGGCUCUCAGUCUCUCCAACGACGAGAAUAUCGCUGAAGUUUGGUACAAUAUAUCUCACAUUGCUAUCUGCUUGGGGGAUCUGGUAAUGGCUGAAGAAUGUCUGAGAUUGUCAACGACGAUAGACAACCGCCACGCAAAUUCUUACAAUAAUCUUGGAGUUCUGGAAAUGAAGAAGGGAAAUGUCACAGCAGCGAGAACUUACUUCCACGCGGCGGCUAGUAUCGCUGGUUACAUGCAUGAACCACAUUUCAAUAGUUCUCUGCUAGCCUAUGAGGUAGGUGAUCUACAGACAAGUUACAUCGCAGUCCAGAAGUCGUUGUACGCCUACCCCAGCCACUGUGACAGCAAAGUAUUAUUCAAAAAACUAGAAAGACAUUUUUUUCACUCUUAAUUUAUUCGUAUGUAAUACGUUAUCAAUACCCUCUUUAUAAUACAUAAUUAUAAUUACUAUAUACAAUGUACAUGAAUACCAA